UUCUUAAUAGAACUAAAUUGGAAGAAUCAAUCAUUAUUUUUGGUGUGAAGACUUCAUCACUGACAUCUAUAUGUUCAUUUGUAAGCCUCCAAGAACUAAUACAGCUCAUCAGUGGCAAUAACUGCUUUUGGUAUACACUGACAUUUAUUUGAAAAAAAAGCAAACAAAAAAACCCCAACAGACAAAACCCAACAAACCUUUUGAAGACUUGUGUCAAAUGACGUCAAUGGCCAGUUUGUUCUCCUUUACUAGCCCAGCUGUAAAGCGUCUGUUGGGCUGGAAACAAGGAGAUGAAGAGGAAAAAUGGGCAGAAAAAGCUGUUGAUGCUUUGGUAAAAAAGCUGAAAAAGAAAAAAGGUGCUAUGGAAGAACUGGAGAAAGCCUUGAGCAGUCCAGGACAGCCCAGCAAGUGUGUUACUAUACCCCGCUCUUUAGAUGGACGACUUCAGGUUUCUCACCGAAAAGGCCUUCCCCAUGUAAUUUACUGUCGUGUUUGGCGUUGGCCUGAUCUACAAAGCCAUCACGAGCUGAAGCCAUUGGAUAUUUGUGAAUUUCCUUUUGGAUCUAAACAGAAGGAAGUCUGCAUCAAUCCAUACCACUAUAAGAGGGUGGAGAGCCCAGUUCUACCUCCAGUGUUAGUGCCUAGACAUAGUGAAUUCAAUCCACAGCACAGUCUACUAGUUCAGUUCAGGAACCUAAGCCACAAUGAACCACAUAUGCCACACAACGCGACAUUUCCAGAUUCUUUCCAGCAACCCAACAGCACUCCAUUUUCCAUUUCGCCGAACAGUCCCUAUCCACCUUCUCCAGCCAGCAGCACUUACCCAAGCUCCCCAGCUAGCUCUGGACCAUCUAGUCCGUUUCAGCUACCAGCUGAUACUCCACCUCCUGCAUAUAUGCCCCCUGAUGAUCAAAUGGGGCAGGAUAAUUCUCAGUCUAUGGACACAAGCAAUACAAUGAUCCCUCAAAUCAUGCCAAACAUAUCCACCAGAGAUGUUCAGCCUGUUGCCUAUGAAGAACCCAAACACUGGUGUUCGAUUGUGUAUUACGAAUUAAAUAAUCGUGUUGGGGAGGCGUUUCAUGCAUCUUCCACAAGUGUCUUAGUAGAUGGGUUUACAGAUCCCUCCAAUAAUAAAAACAGGUUCUGCUUAGGUUUGCUCUCAAAUGUUAAUCGCAACUCAACAAUUGAGAACACUAGACGACAUAUUGGAAAAGGAGUUCAUCUCUACUAUGUUGGUGGGGAAGUCUAUGCUGAGUGUUUAAGUGACAGCAGCAUAUUUGUACAGAGCAGGAACUGCAACUACCACCAUGGCUUUCAUCCAACAACUGUAUGCAAGAUUCCUAGUGGAUGCAGUCUGAAAAUUUUUAACAAUCAGGAGUUUGCUCAGCUUUUAGCUCAGUCUGUCAACCAUGGAUUUGAAGCAGUAUAUGAGCUCACCAAAAUGUGCACCAUUCGAAUGAGUUUUGUAAAGGGCUGGGGAGCUGAAUAUCACCGACAAGAUGUCACGAGCACCCCAUGCUGGAUAGAAAUUCACCUUCAUGGGCCCCUCCAGUGGCUGGAUAAAGUACUUACACAAAUGGGUUCUCCUCUUAAUCCCAUCUCAUCUGUUUCAUAGUGCUGAAAUUCUAUCUUCAGCCUUAUUUUUAGCGAACUUAUUCUAAUUCUAGAGAAACUUCCAGUGUGGAUACUGUGAGCUACAUGGAGAAUGGAUCUUACGGUUUAACUUUUUUUUUUUUUUUUUAAAUCCCUUUGUGACCAAUUCCAUUGUGUAUAGCUAAUCAGUUUUACAUUUCAAUUUGUUCUUGUGAUGCUUAAGUGACAGUUGAGCCCUAAGGGAAAAAAAGUCUAUUGAAAAAUUCAGAACACUUUCCCCCUCCUUCAAGUAGAACUUAAACAGGCAUAUGUCUUAACUGGAAAAUUUUUUUCUCUUUGUCCUGUAGGGACAAGAAUUAUGAAGACUGACUUCAGAAAAUAAAUACAUAUCAUAGUUUGGGAUUUUUUUUAACUUUUAUGAAACUGUUUGAACAUGUGCAGCUCCAGCUUGCAAGCUGUAUUUUUAGCAUAGUUUAACAUCUUAAGGUUGACAUCUGUCAUAAGCAAA
Molecule: messenger RNA, 2101 nt
Organism: Pelecanus crispus (Dalmatian pelican)
Lineage: Eukaryota; Metazoa; Chordata; Aves; Pelecaniformes; Pelecanidae
Gene: SMAD5
Product: SMAD family member 5
Biological process (GO): SMAD protein signal transduction; anatomical structure morphogenesis; regulation of transcription by RNA polymerase II
Cellular component (GO): heteromeric SMAD protein complex
Molecular function (GO): RNA polymerase II cis-regulatory region sequence-specific DNA binding; DNA-binding transcription factor activity, RNA polymerase II-specific; I-SMAD binding
Source: RefSeq, a predicted model, not a curated record